This is a messenger RNA of Penaeus monodon (black tiger shrimp), 3157 nucleotides long. RefSeq names its product protein O-mannosyl-transferase TMTC4-like. Gene Ontology annotation, biological process: endoplasmic reticulum unfolded protein response; protein O-linked glycosylation via mannose. Gene Ontology annotation, cellular component: endoplasmic reticulum. Bases 174 to 521 code for a protein of 115 amino acids. The transcript has 2 exons. Gene Ontology annotation, molecular function: mannosyltransferase activity; protein binding. Lineage: Eukaryota; Metazoa; Arthropoda; Malacostraca; Decapoda; Penaeidae. The record is from RefSeq and is a predicted model, not a curated record.
ACGUUCAAGCCGCCUUUACCUUAGCCUUCUUUCUCCCCCUCCCUCAGGUGUACCCAGACUGCCUGUACAACCUGGGCAAUCUGUACUUGGAGAAGGGUGACCACAGUGCUGCCCUGGCCACCUGGACCAAUGCCACUUCCCUCAAGCCCUCCCUAGCUGUAGCUUGGACCAACAUGCUGAUUCUGCUGGACUCACAGGGCCUCUACCAGUCAGCAAUUGAUGUGGCGGAUAAGGCACUCAGGCACUUACCGAGUGAGCCAGCCCUGCACUUCAAUCUGGCCAAUACCCUAGGCAAGUUAAGCCGCUAUGAAGAGUCUGAGUCUCACUUUCUGUUAGCCACCAACCUGGACCCGGGCAACGCCAACUACUGGGCCAACCUAGGGGUCCUGUACCACCGCUGGAGGAAGUACGAGCAGGCUGAGAAGUCCUACCUCCAUGCCCUUAAGCUCAAUCCAACCCUGAAGAGUGCACAGGACAACCUCAACAUGCUGCUCAAGGCCACUGGCAAGAUAUAUAGAUAGCACAAGAUAAGGUCGAGUAAAUUCUAGUGAGGCCUUGUGCCUCAAACUGGUUGGAGAUUAGGGAAGGGAUAUGUGAGGCAGCAUGGAGUCUGAGAGGGGCUUUGUGGUAAGGCCAGAAGUGGGUAUGUUUAAAGUGUUUUUCACAAAUUUGAUAAAUGAAGAAACGUGGACUUGGGUCUUUGCUCUACUUAAGUGGUGUGUGAGAAUGACCAGGAUUUUAUACUUGUGGAAAUAAUUUUGACAUAAACAACUUUUAUCCUUGGAGAUGUCAAAAAGAUUUCCAUUGUGUGCAUAGUUGCAUUAUCACUAACAGAUAAGACUUGGAAAAGUAGGAGUACCCAGUCAUACCAUAUCAUUCCGUGCAUAGAUUUAUUGAUACCUCAGUGUUAAAAGGGAAAUGUGCUGUCGUUGAAAUAGAGCUAAUUUAGAUAUUGCUUUUACUUAUGCUCACUGUUGAUUUCUUUGAAGCAGUUUCACAAUUAUCACUAGCUCAUCUAAGUUGCAUUGAUUGCUCGGCAACAAAACUGCAGAUCUUUCACGUAUGUGACUGAAUUAUGUUUGGUCUGUUGCCAUAUUUUCAAGUUUUUAUAUGUAUUUGUACAUACAUGUAAACCUUAAUAACAGAUUCAUUGUUGUUAAUUUUUAUUUUUUUUUAAACUGUAUCAUGAAUCUGUGCUAGUGUUAUUCUUGUUAUCACUGUGCUGUUAAGUCCAAUAAGGUCUUGAGGACUUAUUUUAAGAAAGAUGUGCCAAGACAUUCUGUGUUAAUAUGAGUUCAAUUAAAAGAAAAAGGCAACUUUGCUUCUGUAAAGGAGUGCUCAACUAAUAGGACUGUUGUUUAGAGGAUUAUUGUUUUAAUUUUUGGAUGGGGCAGUAUGAUUUAAGGAGACAUAUUUUUUUUCUUUUACGUUUUGAUGGGCAUUAAAUUCUGUGUAGGAGAAUCUCGGCUUUAGAUGUUAAUUAUUUCUUUUGCAGGGAACAACAGGUGUCAUAUUUAUGUAAUUGUACAUAAGCCUGCGGUAGAUCUCUAUUGUCGUAAAUGGUUACCCCGAAGAACCAAGAAAAAGUCAGUACUUACAUCUGCAAUAUGUUGAUUCUCAGUGUAAAUUGUGCUCAUUUGCCACAUAGAAAAGACACUCCUUUGCCAUGCUAAUUAUUCCCUGGACACAUACUCCAUUGUUAAAUGUGAUUCACUGUGAUCCAUCAUCUUGUAGAUGGAGGAUAUGUUUAUUUUUUUCAAUGAUAUAUUAGUAUGAUCCCUUGAAUAAGCAGUGACAGAAAGUUACAGCAUGAGAGAAAGCAUUUGGAAUGUGUCAAUGCAUGAUAUAAAGUAAGCUGUUUUUUUAUCAGUGAUACCACUGAUAUAUCAGGAGUAUUUUAGCAAAGAUAGAAGUGGAAUUCACAGCCACCUUUACUGUAGUAAGAGUUUGUACAACAUAGUUUGCUAUUCAUGCUAAUUUUUAAACAUCCCUGAAACUAAGAUGUUACCAGAUUGUGAUAAAAGUGAACAAGGAACAAAAGACAGUUUUAUCUCAGCAGUGCAUCAUAUACUGUGCAGACAGAGAUAAUUGCAGUAAGUGGCCUAUACAAACACUACUUAAUACUGGGCAGUCAGAGUUUAUCAAAUAUGUUGUCUUUUGUUAUCUGAAGAAACAUGAACUGGGUUUUAUUACUGUUACAUUCUUUUGAGAGCUGAUGUCUGAUUCUGUUUAUAUAUAUAUUUUUUCCUUCAGUUAGUUUGCAUCACUGAAAAUUAAGCUUGGGUUGUGUCACCUAUUAUUAUCUUGUGCUUGUAAUAAUUAUUCUCUUUUAAAAAGAUGAACAAAAAGCAUUGUUGGAAACAUGAUGUGGACACCCUCGUUUAUUGUAGCAACUUAUCUGAAUGCUGUAGCUAAUGCAUAGGUGACAAGGGUAAUGGCAGCUGUUGGGUUCAGCUUUUUAAAUGCUGUAAUUAGGUGUUAUUUGUGAACCGAAAGCUUGCGUAGGAACUUUAUCAGUUAAACUUUGAUUGCUAUGAAAGUAAUAAACCCAGUGUUAUAAAUAUCUUAUUGUGUAAUAGGAUUUAAGUUUUGAAAGUGCAGUGAUCUAUUUAAAACGCUAGGGUGUUUUGGAAACUAUUAACUACAGAACUGUAUUACUGAAUAUAUUGAAUUGUAGCCAUCCAUAAUUCUGCUGCUCACAAAGCUGUAGUUUAGCAAAGGUUGAGGAUAUGUGUGUGUGUGUGUGUGUGUGUGUGUGUGUGUGUGUGUGUGUGUGUGUGUGUGUGUGUGUGUGUGUGUGUGUGUGUGUGUGUGUGUGUGUGUGUGUGUGUGUGUGGGCGUGGGCGUGUGAUUGUGAUUGUGCUUGUGCAUAUGCGUGUAUCUGUGUGUUAUGUAAUGUAUGUAUACAUAUACAUACGCUUAAUUUGAUUUCUUUUCAAGCAAUAUAUCAUUUAAGUUUCUGAUCAUAAUGAUAAUGCAAGUACUUACAUUUUAUUGUGCCAAAUCAUAGCAGCGAAGUAACUCAGGCAUGGAGAAACGAGCUGGUAUAUGUAGAAUCUUGUUUCUUAAACUGACUUUUAAGUGUUGACAGAUGUCUUUACCACAGGGAAUUUUGAGUUUUUGUGAAUUGCACAAUUUCACAUACACUUACACAAGU